AUGGCUUCCGAUUUGCGGAACGAUCACGACAUGGAAGGCGACAUUCAAAAAGAAUCGACGGAUCUCCAAGGAACCGCCGCAGAUGAUUCCCAAGCCUCCGAUAACGACGGUGGUGAGCGUCCCGUUCGCAACAAGUUGAAGGAAACUUCCAUCACAGCCUCCCCGAACCCCCCGACUGAACAACCGCAGGAAGGCGGAAAUACCAGUCGGGCUAGCAGCAGAGGCCGAAAGCGUUCAUUCGAUGACAAUGAGCCAGAGAAGUGCGACGUUGAAAAUGAUGAUCUCGGUCAUAGACGGAAACGGUCGCGCGAUUCUAGCUACGAAGAAGCGAAUGCGGCUUCAUCCAACGCUGAAAGGACGCAGCCAGAGGAGUCGACCAAUGUGGAUGGUCUCUCAAAGACUUUGGGCCCGAAGAAGAAGAGAAGUAGAGAUCAGUUGGACAAAGAUGAGAACAAGGCUGAAGAUGCUGUUGCGAGACCGGAAGCUCAGCACACCUCCACAGAGGAGGGUGCCUCUACGGAGAAAUCUACAGGUGAGAGGGAGCCGGAAAAGAAACGACAUAGGGACAAUUCGCAGGAGAGAGAUUCGGCCGCUGUUCCCAACGCAUUUGCAAAUGCUUCUACUGUCUCUCCUUUCGGCUCACUAGGUACCUCAAAACUAAAAGAGGCAGAAGAACCCUCCAAGCCUGCCACUAUGACAUCCUCGUCCGCCUUCGCCUCGUCAAGUCUGGCCGCCUUUGCGAGCUCGGAACAAUCGCCGUUCGGUUCGCUAGGAGGUUCCACUACUUCGGUGUUCAAAUCACCGGCUACCACAGAAGCUGGGAAACCAGCUGCUACUGCAUUCGCCGCUGCGGCCGGCACUUCGGGUUUUGCGGCUCUGGGGUCCGGAUUUUCAGGAUUUCACGGAGGAUUUGGGGCAUCGGAAUCCAAGGGAGGUCUUACCAGUUUUGCCUCGCCAGGGGCGCCUAGUCUUUUCGGCAGCUCUAGCAAGAAGCCGUUCGGUGCUACAGAGGACGAGGAAGAGGAAAGCAAAGACGAAGAUGGCGAUAAUGGACUGGCAGAGUUCGAGCAAGACAAGACAGACGAGAGGUUCUUCGAACGACCGAUCGAGACAGGAGAGGAAGAAGAAAAGACGUACUUCUCCUGCAAAGCGAAACUCUUCCAAUUCUCUGAUGGAGAAUGGCGAGAGCGUGGUAUCGGUACAUUCAAAGUAAACGUCAAAGUCACCGACGGCAAAGAGGACAAGAACACCGCUCGCUUGAUCAUGCGCGCCGAUGGCGUAUUGCGCGUGAUGCUCAACACUCCCAUCUUCAAGGGUAUGAAUGUCGGUGAUGCGUCCGGCAACGAACCGAAAUCGAAACAGAUCCAUCUUGCUAGCUUGGAAAGUGGUCGUUCGGUUCCUAUCUUGCUUCGAACGGGAAGUGAGGAUCUUGCCAAGGAACUUUACCAGGUCGUCUGCGACCUACUCGAGGAACAGUGA
This is a messenger RNA of Aspergillus tanneri, 1479 nucleotides long. RefSeq names its product Ran-binding domain-containing protein. Gene Ontology annotation, biological process: intracellular transport. Gene Ontology annotation, cellular component: nuclear pore; cytoplasm. The record is from RefSeq and is a predicted model, not a curated record. Gene Ontology annotation, molecular function: GTPase activator activity. The coding region runs from base 1 to 1479 and encodes 492 amino acids. The transcript has 6 exons. NCBI's taxonomy places the organism in Eukaryota, Fungi, Ascomycota, Eurotiomycetes, Eurotiales, Aspergillaceae.